Molecule: messenger RNA, 2143 nt
Organism: Ochotona princeps (American pika)
Lineage: Eukaryota; Metazoa; Chordata; Mammalia; Lagomorpha; Ochotonidae
Gene: TMPRSS2
Product: transmembrane serine protease 2
Exons: 14
Coding region: 216-1664 (482 amino acids)
Biological process (GO): protein autoprocessing
Cellular component (GO): membrane
Molecular function (GO): protein binding; serine-type endopeptidase activity
Source: RefSeq, a predicted model, not a curated record
GGGGUGUCUCCCGGAGCCAGCGGACACCGCCUCCUGAGAUUAAAGCAACUGCGGGGAAGGCCGGGAACCGGCCCGACCCGGAGCAAAGGAAGACGUGAGCUCCCGAGGAGGCGGAGAAGGAAGGGCAAGGGGCGGGGAGCGCCGGCCAGGAGAGUUGCAGGUCAUCUUGAACGCCCGCAUACCUCGCCUUACCUGAUGUUGCUGAUACGAUCAGGAUGGCUGUAAACUCGGGGCCAGCCCCAGGCGUUGGGCCUUACUACGAAAACCAUGGCUACCAAUCGGAAGACUUAUAUGCCCGCCCGCCCCCGGUGGCUCCCCAGGCCUACGCCGAGUACCCGGCUCAGUACUACCCGCCCACGGUCCCACAGUAUGCUCCGCAGGUCACCACGCAGGCCACGACGCCCGUGGUCCUCAGGAGGUCCAGCUCCCGCUUGCUGUGUUCCGCAAAGGUCGUCUUGGCCGUGGGCGCCGUCCUGGUGGGGGCCGGGCUGAUCGCUGGCCUGCUCUGGAACUUCUUGGAGAACAGGUGCUCUGGGAUAGAGUGUGGCUCCUCAGGGAUAUGUAUCAGCCCCUCCAACUGGUGCGAUGGCGUCUUCCACUGCCCCAACGGGGAGGAUGAGAACCGCUGUGUUCGCCUCUACGGUCCGAACUUCAUCCUUCAGGUCUAUUCAUCUCAGAGGAAUUCCUGGUACCCCGUGUGCCAAGACGGCUGGAAUGAAAACUAUGGGCGGGCAGCGUGCCAGGACAUGGGCUACAAGAGCAGUUUUUAUUCUUCUGAUGGGAUCGCCGAUGACAGUGGGGCCACCAGUUUCAUGAAGCUCAACCUGAGUGCCAGCACCGGGGACUUGUAUCAGAAGCUCUACCACAGUGAGACCUGCUCCUCCAAGGUGGUGGUGUCGUUGCGCUGUAUCCGGUGUGGUGUGAAAUCCUCCCCCAGCGGCCAGAGCAGGAUUGUGGGUGGCACGAGCGCCGUGGCCGGAGAGUGGCCGUGGCAGGUGAGCCUGCACGUGCAGGGUGUCCACGUGUGCGGAGGCUCCAUCAUCACCCCGCAGUGGAUUGUGACGGCUGCCCACUGCCUGGAAGAGCCUCUGAACAGUGCCCGCUACUGGACGGCGUACGCGGGCAUCUUGUCUCAGCCUAAGAUGCUCUACGGAAGUGGGAACCGAGCGGAGAAAGUGAUCUCUCACCCGGAUUACGACUCGAAGACCAAGGACAAUGACAUCGCUCUCAUCAAACUGCAGACGCCCCUGACCUUCAGUGAAGCGAUCCAGCCGGUGUGUCUGCCCAACCCAGGCCUGAUGCUGGAGCCCAAUCAGGAAUGCUGGAUCUCCGGAUGGGGGGCCACAUACGAGAAAGGGAAGACGUCGGAUGUGCUGAACGCUGCCCAGGUGCCCCUCAUCGAAUCCUGGAAAUGCAACAGCAGAUACGUCUAUAACAACUUGAUCACGCCCUCCAUGGUCUGUGCCGGCUACCUGGAGGGGAACGUGGACUCCUGCCAGGGUGACAGUGGCGGGCCCCUGGUCACAAAGAAGAACAGCAUCUGGUGGCUGAUUGGGGACACCAGCUGGGGCUCCGGCUGCGCACAAGCUUACAGACCAGGCGUGUAUGGGAAUGUGACAGCGUUCACAGAUUGGAUCUACCAACAGAUGAGGGCCAACAGCUAAUCCAGACGCCUUUGCCUUGAUGCUGCCCAUGUGGAAGCAAGGAGCCGACUCUUCCCCCAGCCGGGUGCACCUGCAGGCGAGCUCCGCCCUGUGCCUUCAUUAAACCAUGCCCCUGUCUGCCUGGCCCUCUCCACGUUCUGUGUGGGCAGCGGCGCCUCUCCCUCACCCUGGGGUCCUGGGGGUACGGGGAGUGCUGUGGGCAUUCCAGGUUCUUGCUCAGCCCCUGAGGACACAACGGAGCCUGGACCUUUCUGCUGCAGGCAGCCAGAGGGACAGGCAGGGACUGCAGGCACCAGGGACAGAGCUGGUCCUUCUCGGUGGCCCUUCCUGACCCAGCAAGGAGACAGAGGGCAGCAGCUCUUUCCCCUGGGGCAGGGGGCGUGGAUGAGGCCCUGGGAGCAGAGGGCCAGGGCUGCACAGGGACCCCACCCAGCAGUGCAGCCUCCACCUGCGCCCUGGGCAGGACCGCGUGCAUGCCC